AUGGAUUCUCUUAAAUUUGUCAUUCUUCCCCCCAGCGGGUUCUGCAUUAUUUCAAUUCUUGCCCUCAUUGCCCUCUACGCAGUGACCACCACAUUAUUACCAGGUCUGAGGUCGCUUCCCGGACCAUACCUUGCCAAAUUCACAGAUGGCUGGCGUCUGUACAAAGUGUACUGUGGCAACUAUGAGCAGACCAUAAUCGAGCUUCAUCAACGAUAUGGCGAUAUCGUCCGCAUCGGCCCCAAUGCUGUCAGCAUAGCAGAUCCUGCGGCUCUUGAAUCAAUCUAUGGUCUCAAGGCCAACUACCGAAAGAGUAAAUUCUACAAUGCCUUUAUGCAAAUGAACAAAGGCAAGCCAGUCGAGUCAUUCUUUACCACUCAAAACAUAUCAUGGCAUUCGGCGAUUAAACGACCCGUCAGUUCGGCUUAUUCCAUGACAACUUUGACAGACUAUGAGCCACAUGUCAAUGAGGUUAUCAAUCAGCUGAUUGAACAGCUCACUGUCGGCUACUGCUCGGACAUAAAUCAGGUCCAGGUAUGCCCUAUUGCUUCGUGGAUCCAUUUUUUCUCUUUUGAUGUUAUUGCCAAAAUGACUUGGUCAGAUACAAUCGGCUUUCUAGAAAGUGGUGAAGACGUCGAUGGCAUGAUCCGGACGAUGGAGAGCGACAUGGACUACUUUGCUACGGUUGGUCAAAUGCCAUGGGUAGAUAAUCUCAUCAGAAAGAAUCCGGUUGCGCGUUAUGUCAUCAAAAAGACAAGCAACUCAGCUAAAUUCGGCCUCGAUAAGAUACAACAACGGCGAGAAAAGACCGUGUUGUCCUCAGACGAACAGACGGAUUUCUUAUCGAAGUUUUUAAAAGCUGCAAAGGCGAACCCUCAAUUGGUUGACGAUCAAGCUAUUGUAUCAUACAUGGUGACGAAUCUAGUGGCAGGUAGCGACACAACUGCCAUCUCUAUCAGGGCAGUACUUUACUAUCUUUUGAAAACGCCGUCCGCAUAUAAACGCUUGCGUGACGAGAUUGACCAAGCAAGCCUUCCAGAAGGUCCAGUAAGCUGGGCAGAUUCCCAGAAGCUACCUUACCUAAAUGCUUGCAUCAAAGAAGCGUUUAGAAUGCAUCCCGCAGUUGGGGUUCCCCUGGAACGCCUCACACAGUCAGGUUACAAGCUGCCAAAUGGAGUACAAGUACCAGAGGGAACAAUUGUAGGCAUCAGUGCCUGGGUCAUCCAUCGCAAUACCAAGAUAUUUGGGGAGCAAGUUGACCAAUACGUCCCAGAAAGGUGGCUUCAGCAGCCAGGGGAAAGUAUCAGUACGUUCGAUGAAAGGAUAAAACAGAUGAAGCGGGCGGAUAUGACUUUCGGUCGUGGGUCCAGGACCUGCCUGGGGAAGAAUAUUGGCAUGAUGGAGACAUGUAAAGCUGUACCAACACUGCUGAAAGCCUUUGACAUUUCUCUUGUGGAUCCUGAAAAAGAAUGGAGGCUUCGAAAUUCAUGGUUUGUGCGCCAGGAAGGCAUAGAAGUUUAUCUUAAGAAAAGGUCUAAGUAA
This is a messenger RNA of Fusarium tjaetaba, 1539 nucleotides long. RefSeq names its product cytochrome P450 monooxygenase. Lineage: Eukaryota; Fungi; Ascomycota; Sordariomycetes; Hypocreales; Nectriaceae. The record is from RefSeq and is a predicted model, not a curated record. Gene Ontology annotation, molecular function: oxidoreductase activity, acting on paired donors, with incorporation or reduction of molecular oxygen; heme binding; monooxygenase activity. The transcript is spliced from 4 exons. Bases 1 to 1539 code for a protein of 512 amino acids.